Penicillium cinerascens is the source of this 708-nucleotide messenger RNA. Its product is annotated as putative TFIID and and SAGA complex TAF10 subunit. The transcript has 2 exons. Gene Ontology annotation, biological process: transcription initiation at RNA polymerase II promoter. NCBI's taxonomy places the organism in Eukaryota, Fungi, Ascomycota, Eurotiomycetes, Eurotiales, Aspergillaceae. Gene Ontology annotation, cellular component: transcription factor TFIID complex; nucleus; SAGA complex. The record is from RefSeq and is a predicted model, not a curated record. Gene Ontology annotation, molecular function: promoter-specific chromatin binding; RNA polymerase II general transcription initiation factor activity. The coding region runs from base 1 to 708 and encodes 235 amino acids.
AUGGCCGACUCUCAACCUUCAUCCCAAGCGAACGGGUCACAAGAGCAGCCUCCUGCCUCCACACCAGCUGAGACUGCCGACUCUGCCAUCAAGCCCGAACCCGAUAUCGACGCUUCCAUCGAGCAGGAUAUCGAUAUGAAUGCCGAUCAGACCGCGCAGGGCGCCAAUCCCGAUGACACCGUCGAUCCCAUCGCCGCUGCGCCGCAGCCGUCCAAGAAGGAAACCAGUCUGCGCGAGUUCUUGAGCAAGAUGGAUGACUAUGCGCCGAUUAUUCCCGACGCCGUCACAGCCCACUACCUCACCCUCGCCGGCCUGCCGCCACCGGGUACAGGUCCCAACCAAACCCCACCACACCUCGCCCGUCUCCUCGCGCUCGCGACACAAAAGUUCGUUUCCGACAUCGCAGCCGACUCAUACCAGUUCGCUCGCAUCCGCGCCUCCAACAGCUCCUCCGCCAACAACCCGAUUGGUAAUUUGAACGCCGCGUCCGGUCUAGGCGGUCCAGCUGGCCCCGGGGCAGCGCCAUUUGCCGGCGACGGAGGAAAAGGCAACAAGGCCAACACGCACCUCGGCAUCCAGCGUGCUGGAUUCGGUGGCGGUGGUUCCGGCGGUACUGGGCAAGGACGAACCGUGUUGACGAUGGAGGAUCUGGGCAUGGCCGUAUCAGAGUACGGCGUGACCGUGAAGCGGGGCGAGUUCUAUCGGUAA